Messenger RNA from Petromyzon marinus (sea lamprey), 3254 nucleotides. NCBI's taxonomy places the organism in Eukaryota, Metazoa, Chordata, Hyperoartia, Petromyzontiformes, Petromyzontidae. The record is from RefSeq and is a predicted model, not a curated record.
UACAUAUAGCAUUCCAAUAAGUAGUGUGUGUGUGUGAUUGCCUCGUGUUUAAAUGUGUAAUAUAAGUGUCAUGUAUGUAAUGCGCGUUGUGGAACUGUGUACCACAGAUUUACGCUUAAAACACUAAAUUUACAGGCUGCACAUCUCUGCCCAAAAAUGCAUACGAUUUGGAACGCAGAUUUGGAUUUAUCAACUCUGAGAAAAGUGCCACAGAAAAUCUAAUUAAAAUCAAAAUUUGGCUUCAUCCUAUCUGUAGUCCUUAAAGUUAUCACAAUUUCUACCUUAAAUAUUAACCAAUGAAAAAAACAAAUAAGACAAUAGCUAAACCACGACUGUAUUUCGAUCAAUUGUGUAUUGUUUUUGCCAGGCCAUGCGGUGGUGUUUCAGCUUUGCUCAAACCCUCGCCUUCAUGCACAUGGCCGUGGGCCAGGAGAAAUCUGACGGUGACCGUGCUGUGGGUGGCAUGCUGGUGUACCCAACUGAUGGCAGCCACUGGAUGAGCCUGCGUGACCUGUCCCUCGCCGUGUCUCGGCGUGGUCACAGAGUGGUCGUGGCAUUGCCCGCGACCGGUAAUCUGAUGGUGGGGGAGACGCCUGGGCUAGACUCGGAGACCUUCCCUGUGCCCCUUGUUGAUAAACAUAACUUGUUAGACACGUUUUUACGAGAAGUGGUAUUUAGAGAAACGGAUGGCGUUACAGAAUUCACCUUUAAGAGCUUGGAGAGCAUGAAUGAGAGGUGUGCAGUAAUGUGUGACAGCUUACUCGGCAAUGUUGCUGUGAUGCAGCGACUUCGUGCCCAUAACUUCCAGGUUCUUCUCGCUGACCCCAUGGAUCCAUGUGGAGCGAUUUUAGCUGAUGCACUGGGGCUCCCGUCAAUAUUUCUUAUGCGUGGUAUUCCAUGCAAUAUCGACUUAAAAGCUGCCCACUGCCCAGCACCAUCGUCGUACGUUCCCCAAAGUAUGUCAGGCUUCACAGACCACAUGAGUUUCACCGAGCGGGUCACCAACAUGUUUAUGGGUUUAAAGCAGGAUCACCUGUGUAUUGACUUCCUUCUGAAACGCUUUGAUGAGCUGGCCAGGCGCCAUCUGGGUCGGGACGUCACGGCCAUGGAGCUGCUUAGCAAUGCGUCCAUCUGGCUGCACCGGACAGACUUUGUCUUUGACUAUCCCCGCCCGACUAUGCCCAACAUGGUGAACGUCGGAGGUAUGACAUCCGAUGAAGCUAAACCUCUUCCACAGGAUUUGGAGGAGUUUGUGCAGAGUUCUGAGGAGCAUGGUGUGGUGGUGGUGUCAUUUGGAUCCAUGGUGUCAGCCAUUCCUUAUAGAAUAGCAAACGUUAUUGCAGAGGGCCUGGGCAGAAUCCCUCAAAAGGUUAUAUGGCGAUAUGAAGGACCAACUGUCGAAAAACUCUCAAACAACACGAAAGUGAUGCCCUGGAUACCACAGAGGGACCUCUUAGCCCACGCUAAGACUCGUGUAUUCGUGACGCACGGGGGAUCGCACGGCAUCUUCGAGGCCAUCUGCUACGGCGUCCCCAUGCUCGGCCUGCCACUCUUCGCGGACCAGUUCGAAAACGUGGCCCGCAUGCAAAGCAAGGGUGCCGCACUGGUACUCAGCAUUCACUCCCUCGACGCUGGCUCUCUCGCCUCGUCCAUCUCCACAAUCGCCACACACAAGAGGUACGGUGGUGGGGCGCUGCGUCUCAAGCGAUUGGCUGACAAUAUCGCACCGGUGGGGAGCUUGUGUAGGAAAGCCGUGCAGUCCCAUCGCACUCUGCCAUCCUUUGCCGUGUCUGAUUUUCUUAGCAGCUACAAGGAGAAGGCAUCACUUCUCUCGCGUCUGCACCACGACCAGCCGCAGAAGCCCAUGAACAGGGCAGUGUUCUGGGUGGAGUUUGUGAUGCGGCACGGUGCGGAGCACCUGCGAGUGGCGGCUCACCACCUCACCUGGUACCAGGAGGCCGGCUUUGAUGUGGCGGCGUUUCUGCUGGCAGCCAUAGUCCUGGUGACAAGCGUGUUCAUUGCGCUCAUCACGAUCUGCUGUCGCUGGCUAUGUAGGGCCAAACAUCGUGACGCCACUGUAAGCAAAGGAAUGGCAGCCUCUAAAAAACACAAAUGAUUUUAUCCGGAGCAAAAAAAAAAUCUAUAUUAUAUUUAGUGCACGGGUUAAUAUCUUCAAAAACAAUAUAAUUGUGCUGAUUUUGUUUUCUGAAGUUGAAUGCGAAUGUAAUUCCCUUAAAUGUGUUGUUUUUUUAAAUAGUGUCUGGCUAAGUUCAUUCGAGUGCUCUUAGCAAGUAGAUAAUGGCGACGCAUGGGACAUGGCUUUAGAGACACUUUGAAUGUUAGCGAUUGAGACUGGUUUUGUACGGUCAUCUUAUUUUGUAUUGGGUCGGGUAAUUGGUCUAUUGUUGAUUGCUUUCUAUAAAACUUUGACGUCACAAGGUGAUCAAGUGGACAGGGGUGUCUCAAGGCUCAGAGAUCCAACCAUAGUACCGGCAGUACGCACUUGAUGUUGAAAACUAAAUCCACCCUCAUUUACCCCUCGAUCACCUUGCACAAUGCGUCUCCAUACUCAUCUUUGUUUUUACCAUGUGGCAAUUCUAGAAGAAAAUGCACACAGUAAUUAGGCUAUUGCAAAUCUCCAUAGUCUUCAUUUCGCCUGUCCCUUGCCUCCAACUCUAUAAUGAGCAAUUGCAGAACGCAGUUAUCUUCCCCGUUAAAAAAUGAGCUAGUAUGUGUUUGGACAGAUUGUACUUGGCUUAAUCAAAUGCUUCAACGUAACCGAGAAUCACGAUGUUCCUGAAAAAGGGGCAACGGUGAUCUCGUGUGAGUUGCGUCAGUUGUCCAUUCGACACGCAUUAAAAAAAUAUAAACCCACAGUUUAAGCAGGGAUAUUGUUUUAACCUUUUUUUCAAACAACGUAUGCUUGAUUCAGGCAGCGGGCCAUUCUUUUGCCGAAUUGCCUUUAAAAAAAACAUCAAAGAAAAUGCUGUUCUUUAAACAUGAUGUGAGAUGAUUCGCUGCUUACAAUUUAAUGCUGUGAUUUUAUUUUCAUUAAAGAAACGUAAUAAAAAAAAUCGUGAUAAUGUAUGUUCCGUCAAUUCAGUGGUUGCAGACAGAUACAUCAGCACUUAAAAUAUUGAAAAAAUAUAUAUUUGGUAAUUGUUCACGUGACAUAAAUGAUUCACACAUCAUCAACCAUCAGGUGGUAGCCUAAUACAAUUGGCCCGAUUGAUGAGGCGAUUUAUUUAUUAUUA